Peronospora matthiolae is the source of this 5952-nucleotide messenger RNA. The record is from the annotation of a GenBank genome assembly. Lineage: Eukaryota; Oomycota; Peronosporomycetes; Peronosporales; Peronosporaceae.
AUGGCGGACGUCGUGACGCCGCGUGUGCGUCUCGUGGUGAUCGGCGCUACGGGCGUGGGCGCAGCUCAGGCAGCAACCGACAGCGCGACUUUCGAUCCCUACUGCCAGGCGCAAUGCGGUGACGUGGUACUACGAACCGCGGCCAAGGUCAAGACGACGUCGCCGCAGUGGAUGCAGCACUUUACAUUUGGUGUCAAGAAGCCGCUGGGAGCUGCUGUGAACUUGACGGUCUUUGGGAUGAGUGAGCGCGGGAGGGACGUGCUGCUGGGCAGUGCCGCGCUUGAGAUCGCGACGCUGACGCCAGAGACGGAGACGACGCACAAACUGACGCUAGUGGACGCUACAGGAGCGAGGUGUGGGGAGCUGGUGGUUGAAGCGACGUACGAGCCAAAGUACAUGACGCCACGUCAGACCGACACUGCUGCAGCGUCUACGGAGUCAGCUAAGAAGCUACCGGCUCCAGUGUCUCCAAAGAGCAGUGUCGGGCUGGCGAAACCUGCAGCAGCUGAGAAGGAGGAGGCUGCAGUGGAGAGGAGUGAUGGUCGCUGUGUAUCGGCUACUGAGGCUGAUGAAGUGGUAGCUCAACAGCCGGCUCGGCCUCCAAAUUUCUAUGUCGUGACGAUUCUGGAGGCGACGGGACUGCUUGCUUGUGAUGGCACAGGCGCUGAGGCUACCAGUGAUCCGUACGUGCUUGUGGCGUGCACGAAGAACGUGUCGCAGCAGACGAGAACGCAACAGCAGACGCUUCAUCCGUCGUGGCGACAGCGUUUUUACUUCUCGAUAACUCCAGAAAAGAAGCAGUUUUUGGAACUUACAGUGAAAGACAGUGAUCUGCUGACGAGCAGCUUCAUGGGGCGCUGCGUGGUCGAUCUGGGCGAGCUCACGAAGCGCUCUGUAGGGGCGAAACAAACGUUCUGGCUAGCGUUGGAGCAACAGUCUGAUGCAAAGAGCACCGACGUUGGCAGUGACUUGAGUCUAAAGCGCAAACUGAACAGCGGACGAGGUAAAAUCUGUCUUGCAAUUGAAGCGAAACAUCUUGACCAAGAUAUCAGCAGCUUCGAGCAAGGAGAGAUCGACAACGUCAGUGAGGUUCCCGAUGACAGUGAGCUGCGUGGUUCGGGAAGUACAACGAAUGGUGCAUUAGACAAUGAUGAAGACAGCUGUGCAAAUCAUGUCCAGGACACAGACGAUAAGACAGAGGGUGGUGAGGAUGACGACGAAAUUAAGGCUAAGCAAGCAGAGGUUGAAUCGAAGCGAAAGCAACAAGAAGAAGGACGUCAAAAGAUGCUCGCUGAGCUUUCAAAAGUGCAGUUCCAAUCAGGCGAUUAUCAGAUUCGGGUGCGGGUGAUUGAAGUACGUGACCUUCAGCCGAUGGACGCCAAUGGAUUGUGCGACCCCGUGGUUUCAGUCGAGUGCCUUGGCCAGCGAAAGCAUACGAUGGUGAAGCAGAAACAGCUCUCGUGCGUGUUUGAUGAGUACCUGUAUUUCGACUUCAGAAAUCUCGACAAAGAAACGAUUCAACAAGGAAGCAUUCAGAUAUCGGUGUUUGAUGCUGACGGUCCAGGCUCGUCCGCUAAUCGGCCGGCGGUUGCUCGAGCGUUUGAUGAUCUUGUGGGUUUCUUCUCAGUUGACAUCCCAUACGUAUACUUCCAGCCUGAUCAUGAACUUAAGCGAAAGUGGGUGGCUCUAGUUGGUAGUGGGACAACCAACAGUGACUCCAUCCAGGGCUACGUUUUACUUUCUCUUGUUGUGCUAGGACCCGGGGACAAAAUGAAGCUAUAUGAUGCUGCAGAAGACAGAGACCCGGAUGAACGUUCGGUAAAGACAAAGGCAGACAUCAGUUCCAUGGUCCUCGUUCCUCCACGCGUGACUCAAACGUUGAGUUUCCUAGUGAUUACCAUUUAUCGAGCUGAAGAACUGCCUGACAUGGACUACAGCAUGAUGAUGCAUGGAGGAAUUGAUGGGUACAUUCGAGCGUAUUUCGCUGGCCAAGACGUACUGGAGACGAAGAAAGUGACGGUGAAGGGAAGCGAAAAUCUACAACUGACAUACAAUCAAGAGCUGUGGUUCCCCGUACUCUUGCCGACCAUGAGCGAUAACAUCUUCCUGUCUGUAUGGGAUUGGGAUAUGACCGCAACGGACCAACUUCUUGCCAACGUUUUACCACCUUUCUCUUUUAAACAGGUACAGCGAUAUCCCGAUCUAUUCAAGAAUGUGUGGGCCAACUUGUACGGACCUCCUGUAGGGUACGACGCCAACUCGGUCUCCUCUCAAUCUAUGCUGAACCACCCUGGAGACGCCAGUAUGUAUCGUGGACGUAUUUUGCUAUCGCUGCGAACGGAGAAUGGGUUGCAUUCGGUAAACGAUGAUGCCCACGUGAGGACUGUACUAAACACGGAUGUUCGGCCAAUUAUGAAGCGAUACACUUUGCGUGCCGCGCUAUUUUACGGAACGGAGAUUCCUGUUUUUACGAGCAAUACUAACUGGAACCGAAAUGCCCGGAUGUCGCUGAAGAUUUCAGUGGGUCGUCAUAGUGUCGAAAGCUCGCGGGUCCACAAUUUGUCCGGUAUUUGUCACUUCAACCAGUAUCUUGACAUCGUUGACGUGGAACUUCCUGCAAGCUUAGACCAGAUACCUGACGUGUUUGUACAUCUCGUACGCCAGACGAUGAGCGAGUCGCGAUGUAUCUGCUUUGCUCGAUUCAAAGCCCAAGACCUAUUUGGUCAAGGUUCUGAUGCACUAACGACUAUCGCACCACCCCAAUGGGUUGUGCUCAACGAAGACAAGGUGCUAAAUGAGCUCAAGGAUCACGACUUUAACGGUAACAUUCUGAUGAAUCUGCGCCUUGAAGACGCUAUUGAGAUUAGGCGCAAUGAGGAGGAAGUUGCGCAGCGUUGGCGACAGUAUGCGAGUACGACGGUGCAGUACAUGAAAUAUGUGCUCUUUGUCCAUGUUUUUCAAGGAAAAUGCUUGCCAGCUACCGACGUCGAUGGUUUGUUGGACCCGUACGUGAAGGUAGUCUGUGUCGGAUCUGAAGGCCGAGUUAGUACACGAAUGUCAACGCGAGACCCUUGCUUCUAUGAGACGGCCGUGCUGGAUAUCGAGCUACCUAAGGAUGAGAAGUUUUUGCCCAAAGUAUCACUCCAGAUUUAUGACUGGGAUCGCUAUGAUGCAAAUGACUAUGUCGGAGGUCUGAAGUUGAGUUUAGGAGAAUUUCCGCAGAUGUCUUCAUCCGACUAUUCUAAGACCCGUUUCAGCGGCGAGUAUUCGGCUCCUCGUCCGAAGUGGUUUCCCAUAAGCUACGAAAAACCUGGUGAUACUCAAGGAGAGCUGCUCUUGUCGUUCGAUCUCAUCAAAAAAGACACGCCUGGAACUGUUGUGGAACCGCCUAAAUCCAUCCGUCCACCUGCAGAAGACGCUUUCGUGGAGAUUAUGAGCCUAGGGUGUCGCGGCUUGCAGCCCACAGGGUUCACGCCCAUUAAUACGCCUUUCGCGAAGUUUGAAGUUGGCGAAAUUACCAAAACGAACCAGCCUAAGUUCACCAAUCCAUCUUCCAAGCCGAGUAGUCGAAACCCGAACUUCUUGCAACGAGUUGUUAUUCCAGUAAAAAUGCCGAUUGAUGCGCUUUUUGCGCCACGGCUCAAUAUAACGGUGUACGAUCAACUCUUUGGCGGAUUCUACAAGCCAGUUAUUGGUGUUUGCUCCGUGGACCUAAGCAAAAAGAUGCCGUCUUCGAACGGACAGCCGAAUCCAUUGUACAUUGACGAGGGUAGCAAAAGCGCUCGUAGAAAAAAUCCGUACGUCGAUUACGGCGACGAUCUGUCAACAUUCCCAGGCACAGUCACCUCCGAAGCACCGUGUACACAGUCGUCAGGUAUACCAGCAGAAGUAUUGACGUCAGGUGAACCACGCAAGCAGGGGACAGCGGCCGAGGUGAUCCCGCCCAGUAGUUUUGCCGUGUUUGACGAUGACGAAGAUGAGCUUCCGCACUACAUGCAUCAGCGUGAUGUCGUCAAUGGUGAACUGGAAGACACGCUGGACUCUCCAUUCGAGACUUUCGCACUUUUUCGAGGUUCUAUGGCAACACACCGCGGAUUCGAUUCAAGCUAUCGGUCCUCGAUGAAUUACCGUUCAGUUGGUAAGUUUAAAGGUACCGUACGUAUUCUAAAGACGUGCGAUGAACCCCCUCUGUUCGACUUGGAUCAAUUUUUGAAUCCGCGGCCGUAUCUCAUUCGCGUGUACGUCUUGGACGCGCUGAACUUAAUUCCAAAGGACGUGAAUAACAGGUGUGACCCAUACCUGAGGGUGAGUCUUGGAGACGGGCGGCGUCAUGAGCAGGUUUUUAGUGACCGCAGUAACCAUCAAUCGGAGACACUGACGCCGAAAUUCCACAAGAUGUACGAGUUCAAAACCGAUUUACCAGGCGCGUCCGAAUUGAAAUUGGAAGUACUGGACUACGACUUCUUUGCAAUACCAGCGUUUCCGACUGGUCUGAGCAAAGCACUGGGCACCGCUGUUGAAAGUACAGUCUACGGCGAUGAUUUUGUGGGCGCAACCCUCAUCGAUCUGGAAGACCGAUGGUUUGAUGAGAAGUGGCAGAAUCUUGGUGGUCGGGUUGAUUGUUCUGAGCGUCGUAAGCCGUUGGAGGUUCGUUCUCUAUUUGCACCAUCUAGCACACUUCCGCAAGGCAGCCUUCGUCUGUGGGUGGACAUACUAAGUGGAGCUGAGAUGAAAGUUGCGAAGCCGCUGGACAUCUCGCUGCCACCUUCACAGAUGUUCGAAGUGCGUGUGGUGAUUUACAAAGCAAAGAAUGUGACAGCAGGGGAUUUCACAGAUCUGAGCGACCUGUUUGUGAAAUGCUGGCUCCAAAAUCGUGACGACAAGUCACAAAUUACAGACACACAUUGGCGAGCGAAGCACGGACGCGCGUCAUUCAACUGGCGCAUGAAGUUCGACAUUGAGCUACCGCUGGACCCAGAACGCGAAGCAGAUCGGGGUUGUCUUCACUUUCAGAUGUGGGAUCGCGACGUUGUCUACGAUGAUUGCCUUGCUGAUUCUGUGGUGGACCUUACGCCGUUCCUCAAAACGGCAUUCAAGACGAGGCAACCUGUAAAUGUGUUUGCCAAACCGAAGCCAGUUCGCUUCCGCGGAAGCGACAUGAUGCCGUAUGAGAAACCCUCUCGGGGCUCAGGAUACGCUGCUACAGAAGACGCCACUUCCGCUCCUCGCUUGCGAGCUGCUCGUUCAGACGAAGUCGUCCUCUCUAUUUCUGAUGGUGACGAAAGGAACACGGACAACGAGCCGUUACUUUCUGAAAACCAUGCCUCUGACGAUGACAAUGAAACUGACGAGGAGGACGACGCCAGCAUGGAAAAUGCCAAGUCGCUUGUCAAAUCGUUUUUGCAUCGAUUGGGCAUGGGAGAUGAUCCAGAAGAUGCCAGUUGGCUUACCAUAACAACUCGUGACUCCCGUACGGGUGACCGGCUGCGCGCGGGUGAGCUGCUGGUAUCGUUGGAGAUCUUGCCGAAGCAUCUCGCGGUGGUACGGUCCGCCGGAUUGGGGCGUAGUGAGCCUAACAACUUUCCGUUUUUACCAGAGCCUGUGGAUCGCCUACACCUCUCCGCAAUGUGGAAUCCCUGCUAUGUGUUAGAGGCAUUGAUGGGGCCGAAGUACUACCGUGCCUUCGCCUCGUUUUUGCUCGGCUCUGUUUUCGUCAUGCUCAUAUUGUUCGCCGGGCCACUCAUCAACGUACUUUUGAUCCUGUUCGAGCUGGUGCCUCAGCCAUUUGGAAUCAUUCUUUUCUUCUUGGUGCUGUCACUGUUAAUGACCAUUCUCGUCUAUUUGGUUUCCCGCUGCCGCCGAGCGCUCGUCAGGGUUUCGUAUGAGAACGAUUCCAGUGCGCCGACGAGAGUAACGAGCAAGAAGUGUAAGACUCGCCGCGUUCUGCACUGA